Messenger RNA from Sphenostylis stenocarpa, 921 nucleotides. The record is from the annotation of a GenBank genome assembly. Lineage: Eukaryota; Viridiplantae; Streptophyta; Magnoliopsida; Fabales; Fabaceae.
AUGGAUAAAAGCUGUCAUCCCUCUGCAGAGUCUACUAAUACUAGUAUAAGCACAACCUCUGCUAGCAACAGCAACAACAGCAGGGAUCAAUAUCUCAGGCACCUUAACAAGCUUUCUCAGAAGAUCUCCAAACCCAUCAUUAAAAAACCCACCUUUGAUCAUCCCCAGACCCAGACCCAGACCCAACCUCAAAACCCAAACCCAAACACCAAUCCGCAGACGCAAGCCCAGCAGAACCUGCAGCAUCAGCCGCCGGUGUACAACAUCAACAAGAACGAAUUCAGGGAUGUGGUUCAGAGACUGACGGGCUCACCUGGGCACGACCGCAUCUCAACACCUCCUCCCAUUCAACAGCCCAAGCCUCCCAGCUCGCGCCUCCAGCGGAUUCGCCCUCCUCCCUUGCCGCAAAUUACCAACCGCCCACCCCCGCUCCUCAACCCCACCACCCUCCCCCGUCCUCAGCUCCCUAACGUCAACUCUAACACCGUCUCCUUCAACAACUUUUCCGUCUUCGCUAGACCCCCCGCGCCGUUAUCCCCUCUCCCACCGUUCCCCACCGUCCACGCGCCCGCCGAGUCCCCCAUCUCCGCCUACAUGCGCGAUCUGCAGAAUCUAGUUGGUUCAAACCCCAAACACUUCUCCGGCUUCUCCCCCUUGCCGCCUCAGCUUCAACCUCCGCAAGAGCAGCAGCAACAACAACAACAACAACAAUCGCAGCACCAAGCCAUGGUUCCUUUGCAAGCCUCGUUUCAGAUGCCAUCUUCUCCUGUGCCGUUUGGGUGCUUGAAUUCGCAGCUGGCGUCUUACCCUCUCCUUUCGCCGGGCCUUCUGUUUUCCCCAACUUCGGGACCGUUAGGGUUUCCGCCGCUUCCGCUUUCUCCCACCCUGCCGGUUCCGAGCCCUCGGUGGAAAGGGAUUUGA